GCAGCGCUGCGUAGAGAAGCGCCUCCCUCUACGCUCUUAGCGUACACGGCGCUAAUCAGAGGCCGAGCCGAGUCGUCUGCUGAGCGGAUCAAACCCAAAACAAGGCUUGUACUUUUACCGUAUCUUUUGCAAACCAGCGCCACUUUUAAACGGAAUUCACCCUUAAAGGCACCAGCUCAGCAUGGAAAGCCAGAAGUUGUAGGGUCUUUGUGACUUGAGGUGUGGGAGCGAGGCUCCUCCCUGAUUCCCCUCGGUGCUCCCCUGCCCCCCGCCCUCCUGGACGGCCCCGAAAUGACCACAGGGGAGUGUUGCCACCUCCCAGGCUCCCUGUGCGACUGCACUGGCAACGCUGCCCUGUCCAAAACCGUGGAGGAGGCUGACAACCGCCGGGCCCAGUACGUCACCCAGGUCACGGCCAAGGAUGGACGUCUACUAUCUACUGUUAUCAAAGCCCUGGGCACCCAGAGCGAUCGGCCGAUUUGUCGGAUCUGCCAUGAGGGUCAAGACGUGUGCAACAGCGAGGGGCUUCUCUCCCCGUGCGACUGCACCGGCACGUUGGGCACGGUCCACAAGAGCUGCCUGGAGAAAUGGCUGUCCUCCUCUAACACCAGCUACUGUGAGCUGUGCCACACUGAGUUUACCAUAGAGCGCCGGCCCCGACCCCUCACAGAGUGGCUCAGGGACCCGGGCCCCCGGAAUGAGAAGCGCACCCUCUUCUGUGACAUGGUGUGCUUCCUGUUUAUAACACCCCUGGCAGCCAUCUCAGGCUGGCUGUGUCUACGGGGUGCACAGGACCACCUGCACUUCAACAGUCGCCUGGAGGCAGUCGGCCUCAUCGCUCUGACUAUCGCACUCUUCACCAUCUACGUCCUCUGGACACUGGUCUCAUUCCGCUACCACUGUCAGUUGUACUCAGAGUGGAGACGAACCAAUCAGAAAGUCCGCUUGCUCAUUCCUGACACCAAGGGUGCACACUCUACCCAGCAUUCCUUGCUUUCCACAAAGCUGCUGAAAAAGACAGCAGACGAGACCAUAGUAUGAGAGAUGUGGUGCGGGGGAGCGGGGCCCGAUCGCGGUGGUAUUAGCGUGCUACAGGUUCUUGACACAGCGUCGUCAACUAGAGCCGCGGCAUUUUGGAUGCAUUCUUUUCUAUUUAAUCCUUUUUAUCUAAAUAUGUGAGCACUUCAUUUAUUUUAUUUUUUUCACAAGUCUCUUUUAAUGUUUUUUUGAGCCUUUAUACGUGUGUUGUUUUUAUUUAUUUGGGGCUUGAACAGCCAGGCUGAGGCCCCAUACUGUUCAGUAUGCAUUGUAUUUGAAACAAUCGGAAAAUCUAACUCAUGUGUAUAGACGAUUCCUUUGAGCACAGCGGCGAGGGAUUAUGACUCAAGUACAUACGGCUGCUGAAGCUUAAAACCAAACCUUUCUUUCGUUUUCGAUGUUUUUGUUUUUCUACUCAUCUACCUUCAAGUACUUUCCAUCUUAACCCGACGGAGUCGCAUCUAGGCGAACUUAGUCCUUGUGGCUCCUAUACGAUUUAGUCAAGAUAUAAAUAUAUACACACUAAGCGAACAAGUAAGCUAUAAGCUUCGAUCGACAUGGGUAUUACAGGGCCAUUUGCCCGGGCAAUGAAUUUGGAGGCUGAUGUAUAUCUGCGGAUGCUCAAGCUCAUCUGGAGGUUGGCGAAAAAAAGAGAGUGCAAUAACACGCCGCCAUUGGCAUGAUUCUGCUGUGAACACACGCAGGUUUUCAUGCAUGCCUAUGUCAUUUCGCAAAUCUCAUCAAAUUGGUGACUAUUCGUGAGUUUCAGUUUUGCGUACAGAUCAAAGGCUGUUUUUCCAAAGCGAAUGGUCGCCGAACAACGUAAAACAGCAUGCGGUGGUUUUAAAGUCGUAGCACUUUCUGACAACGUAGCCUAGAUGUGAGCUGAACAAAUGUAGAUAUGUGUACGCUUUUGGGAUGCAAAUAUGUGGCAACUUUAUAUGUUGUUGUUGAGUUGUGAUAAGUGCAGAUGCAAACAGACCUCUACAGUUCAUUGUUGAAUCAUUUUGAAAAUCAUUUUUUUCCUUCGUUUUUUUAGGUGAGUGUUUAAAGAUGAAUGUGUAUGUGUGUUUACAGUAUGCAUUUUGUUAGCUCUGGCUCUUUGUGCUGUUUAGUUAGCAUCAAAUGCCUGAGGUUGAGGAUGGCAUACUUGGGAUUUUGUAGCAGUUUACUUUGUGGAAGAUGCAGGUCAAGCCGCAGAGGAAGAAGUAAUUGUAAAGCUAAACAUCAUUGCCAGACCAGUAACGAAACCGUCGUCCAUGAAUGACACUACAGUAUUUAAGUAAAGGCAUCUUUUAGCUGUGUGUCAUAUUGGUGCAAGAAGAAUCUGCAGAACACCAACCAUCAGAUCUUUUCGUUCUCUACAGUUAUGUAAGUGUGAGAAAGGAAUGGGCAGUGUCAGAAUAAUUGCACAUUUGCCACUCUUAAUGUGGACCCUUUUGCGCCUUAUGCACUCGCUGUGGAAGAUCUAGGUCUAGAAAAGAUUUGCGCAAACUUUUGGCGGUAAAGUUCACUGAGGGAUUUGUUCACCUGAUGAUGAAAAUAUAAUUAUUUAUUCACCCUAAUGUCACUUCAAACUUGGCUGCUGUUAUUUUAAUCGUAGAACAAUUUUGGUGAAUCAUUUACGGAACGCGUACAAUGGCAAUUUGUAGUGACCUUGUCUGUCAAGCUUCAAGAUCGCAAUGAAAGUGGUUCAUAUGAAACAUGCGCCCUUUUACAAGUCCAUACAAUAGUUUUGUGCGAGAACCAGAAAAAAAUAAAAGUGGUAAUCUUUUCCAAAGCUCUGAAAUCUCACUUACCUUCAGAUUUAGUUUGAUUUGCCACGCCUAGUUUUUAUUUUUGAAAGACUUUCAGUGAAUUGCCACAUAAAAAUUGGCUUCGUAUGACUUCAGUUGGAAUAUAGUGCACAAGCCGUAUGGACUUUUUAUUUUUUUUACUUUCUAGAAAAGAUCUGUUUGAAAUUUUCAUGAGAUGUCGCUAGAAGCUCGAUUCCCAUGUGGGAUUUAAAAAUGGUAUAAAAUAAAACUUAAAAAAUGUAUAUCUCACAAUUCAAUUUUUUUUUUAACAAUACCAGUAGUACGUAAUAAACAGUAUUACUUUUUUUCAGUUCACUUUCUGAUUAUUUUGAAUUCUCGGGUAUAAAAUGUUUGGUUUUUCCCUUCAAUGCACCUUGUUCAUUUUGUUGAUAAAACAAAAACACUAUCUCACGAUUCUGAGAAAUUCAGAAUUGUGAGAUAUAAUUAGCAAUUCUAAGAAGAAAGUUAACUCACAAUUACGGGGGAAAAAGAAGAUAAAAUUGUGAGAAAGUUUCAGUCACCAUUUUUAUUUAAAUUUGCAAGAUUCUAACUUCAGAAUUCUGUGGGAAAAAUGUGAAAACUCGCAAUUGUAAGAAAAAAGUCAGAAUUGUGAGUUUUUUUAAAUCCCGUAAUGGGGGGAAAAAACAGCAUGCGAGCUUGGAAUUACAUGAGGGUGAAUAAAUAAUUACAGAAUUUUAAUUUUGGCUGAACUGUUCUUUUAAGGCUAAUAAAACGAGCUACCUAAGAUAUGUAGGUCCGUGAAUUCUUUUAUUGUAAAUUCUGAUGUGUCUCAAUUGUAAAUGUGUAGAUAAACCGAUGUCUCUGUUAUUAAGAAGUGUUUUGUGCUGUAGGUCCAGGGUUCUGUAUAUGUGUGUGGAGCAGACAGGCCCACGAAUGUCUGGAUUAUUUGCUGACCACUUGUUUUAAAGGACACAGCUGAUCGGCCUGCGCUUAGAUGCUUGUAGUUCACGUGGCGGAGCGCAGCUGACUAAGUUCAGUGCCACAAACGAGUGAGUUUGAAACCAAAAGGUGUUUCUUUAGUUGGAUAUUCAAACAUGCAAAAGGUUUUUUCCCUCAAAUUCAUCCCACCACCCGUCUCCCGUCAGCUAAUUUCGCAUUGGAGGAUGGGAAGGAAAAAAAAAAAGAUUUUCCUCUCUAAAUGGAUUCUUUAUUUUAAGGGGAGAAAAUUGUGCAAUAGAUACACAAAAUAUGAUGGCAUUAUUUGUUAAUAAUAAUAAUUAUUUUGAUAUUUUUGUAGAGUUUUAGAAAUAAUCCAUCUUCAUAAUCAGCGUCUUUCCCAUUGCUCAGUGUUUUUCCGGAAAGAAGUUGCCGAUUUGAACCAUCAUUAUUUCAAACCACUAGUGGUGUCGGAUCACCAACGACAGGCAACUUUACCAGCUUAAUGCUAACUUGAGGAAUGCUGUCUCGUUGUUGUGCUUCCACCUGCUUUCUUCACUUUUUGGGCCAUUCCUUGGAUAUUUUGCAACGUAGGGUAAUACAUCGAGAGUGCAAUUUCAAAAAUAUUACAAUGCAAUUCUUACCUAUAACCUUAACAAUACAUGUAUGAUAUAUACAUAGAUGUAGAUGUUGUUGCAUAUGAAGGACUUCAGGAGAGAGACAAUGUUGAACUCAUGAUUUUAUUGUUUAUUUUGUGUUUUUAACUUGCAGUGGAUGCCAAUGAGCUGGCCACAAUAUGCAACACUGCAAGAGCAGUUCAGCAGCUCAAAUGAUGUUGUUAAUAAAACCGAAACCUCUCUGUUC
Onychostoma macrolepis is the source of this 4595-nucleotide messenger RNA. It is a transcript of the gene marchf2, whose product is annotated as membrane-associated ring finger (C3HC4) 2. Gene Ontology annotation, molecular function: ubiquitin-protein transferase activity; zinc ion binding. The transcript is spliced from 5 exons. Bases 292 to 1041 code for a protein of 249 amino acids. Gene Ontology annotation, biological process: protein ubiquitination. NCBI's taxonomy places the organism in Eukaryota, Metazoa, Chordata, Actinopteri, Cypriniformes, Cyprinidae. The record is from RefSeq and is a predicted model, not a curated record.